AUGUCCAAUUUUUCGAGCCCAUGUGGGCCUCAUGAUGCACCAAAUAACAGAUCAGGACCAGACCAAGGCUCUCCUUUAAAUUAUCGUAAGACUCGAGAUGAUGUGGGAAAUUCGAAUAUUAAGGUCAUUUGUCGGUUUCGACCUCCCAAUGAAUAUGAGAAGACUAAAGGGAAACAGAUUUCAAAACUUGUUAAUGAUUCAACGGUAUUGAUAGGAAGUCGAGAGAAUGCGACCACCUAUACCUUUGAUAGGGUGUUUGACGUCAAUUCUAAACAACAAGACAUAUAUCAAUACUCUAUAAGUCAAGCAGUUGAGGAUUUUUUAAAUGGGUACAAUGGAACUAUCUUUGCGUAUGGCCAGACUGGUUCUGGUAAAUCAUACACUAUGAUGGGUCCGUUUAUCAAUGACGAGGAACAACAGGGUAUAAUACCUCGAAUAUGCAACGAAAUUUUUGAAAAGAUUAAUAAUAGCUCUUCAGAUAUGGAAUAUACAGUGGGGGUGUCAUACAUGGAGAUAUACAUGGAGCAGAUCAGAGACUUGCUAGAUCCAAGAUCAGAUACAAAUAGUAAAUUCGUUAUCCAAGAAGACAAGGCACAUGGUGUACAUGUCAAGGGUAUAUCACAAGCAUUUGUAUCAUCAUCAAAGGAGUUGUAUGCUGUUUUAGAUCAAGGGUCGAAGGCAAGAUCUAAUUCGAUAACGAAUAUGAAUAUUGAGUCGUCUAGAUCGCAUGCGAUUUUACAAAUCAACUUGUCCCAAAAACAACUAUUUGAUGAUACAAUCAAAAGAAGCCACUUAUUCUUAGUAGAUUUAGCAGGAUCUGAAAAGGUCGACAAGACAGGAGCAAUGGGUCAGACUUUAGAGGAAGCUAAAAAAAUCAAUAGUUCACUUUCGGCUUUAGGUAAUGUGAUUAAUUCUUUAACAGACGGCAAAUCAUCCCAUAUUCCAUAUAGAGAUUCAAAAUUGACACGAAUAUUACAGGAGUCUUUAGGUGGUAAUUCAAGAACAUCAUUGAUAAUAAACUGUUCACCUUCAUCGAUAAAUGAGCUUGAAACAUUAUCAACUUUGAGAUUUGGUUCUCGGGCGAAAAAGAUUAAAAAUAAUGCAUACAUCAAUACAGAGUUGAGUUCGAUAUCUUUGCAAUUAAAAGUUCAAUCUUUAGAGGAAACAAAUAAACAGAAUCAAGCAUACAUUAAAAAAUUGGAAAGCGAACUAUCACAAAGGAAAGGUAUUUCAUAUCUGACACCUUUUAAAUCAUAUAAUACUCUAUUUGAGGAAGAUACGUCAGCCUCAGAAUAUUCUUCUAAAAUACCCAUUGCAAAGCCGAAUUCUCCAAAUAGGUCAAAUAAAUCUCAUCAGCUUAUUGAUGAAUUAAAGCUAAGGGAUGCUAAGAUAACAGAGUUAGAAAACAUCGUUUUAAGCAUGAAAAUGCAAAAUUUAAAACUAUCACACCAAGAAGAAUUAAAAUUAUUCAAGUUGGAAGAUACAUUGCAUAAGCUCAAUGAUAAAUUAAGUGAUGUUGAAAUAAUAAAUGUUAAUUUACGGAAACAUCUUCUAAUAAGUGAGAAAAUUAUUGAAUCAAGAGAUAUAAAAAUUGACAAGUUGAAGGCUUCUCUAAUGGAGCAACAAUCCCAGGUCCUGAGAGAUGGCGUUAAUUUUGAGAAUAAGCUCAGCUCAAUCAAAGAGAGGUUGGAUGCCUAUGCAAAACAGAAAUCUAACGAAGAAACCAAAAAACCUGCCACUGCUGUUGGUGAAGAUGGUAAUCGUAUGGCCUAUCAGAGCUACAACUCAACAGGACGCAACGAUGAUGACGACGACAAAGCUGACGUAUUAUCUGAAAGCACCAAUGGAAAAGUGCCUGGUUUUUCAAUCCAACGAAACGUACCAACUUCACCGAUUUCACCAAAGAUGGGUUUAAACUUGAAUAUUGUCAAGCCUCUUAGAGGUGGGAGAAGCUAUUUUGAUGAAGACGGCUGCUUUUGA
This is a messenger RNA of Debaryomyces hansenii CBS767, 1980 nucleotides long. It is a transcript of the gene KIP4, whose product is annotated as Kip4p. Gene Ontology annotation, molecular function: microtubule binding; microtubule motor activity; ATP binding. The coding region runs from base 1 to 1980 and encodes 659 amino acids. NCBI's taxonomy places the organism in Eukaryota, Fungi, Ascomycota, Pichiomycetes, Serinales, Debaryomycetaceae. Gene Ontology annotation, biological process: microtubule-based movement; mitotic spindle organization. The record is from RefSeq and is a predicted model, not a curated record. The transcript has a single exon.